AGGUGAUUCUAAUUAUUUUUUCUUAACAUGCAUAGAAGGAUGAUGCACAAGUACUUGACAAUUUUUCUUAUCUAAUUAAAUUGAUGAUCUUUCUUACAUGUGUUAUUGAGUGUCUUGAUGCAUUUGUCUUCUUUUUAUUCGUAUAUGGGAAACAAAAUUUUUCUUCAAUUCAUGAAAAGAGUUAUAACAUGUUGCAAUUAAGUUUUUACAGGUGUUCAUAGUUGGUGAAUUGCAUAAUAAAUGGAGAGGAUUUCAAUUCUGGGUUUCCUUUUAGCUCUUCUCUAUUUAAUGGUGAGAGGAACAAUUGCUUAUAAGGAUGAAACUCAUUUGACAGAUUGCCUAGAAUCCGAUCGAGAAGCCCUUAUUGACUUAAAAAGCGAUCUCAAAUAUUCCAAAAAUCGAUUUUCAUCAUGGAAAGGAAGUAAUUGUUGUCAAUGGAAAGGGAUUAGUUGUGAAAAUAGUACCAGAAGUGUUAUUUCCGUAGAUCUUCAUAAUCCAUACUCUCCUUUGUAUGAAUUUGAGAAAAGGAGCUCAAUGAACUUGAGUGGGGAGAUUAGUUCUUCAUUGUUAAAACUCAAGUCCUUGAAACAUUUGGACUUGAGUUUCAACACAUUUGAAAGCAUCCCAAUUCCGGAAUUCUUUGGAUCUUUGAAGAAUUUACAAUAUCUAAACAUAUCAAAUGCAGGGUUUAGCGGUGUAAUCCCUCCAAAUUUGGGAAACCUCUCAAGGUUGCAGUAUCUUGAUCUUUCUUCUCAAUAUGGGAAUGGUCUAUCUGCUGAUAAUUUUGAGUGGAUGAUUGGUCUUAUUUCCUUGAAGCAUCUCAAGAUGAACCAAGUCGACCUUUCAUUUGUUAGAUCAAAUUGGGUGGAUGUAUUAAACAAGCUUCCAUUUUUAACUGAGUUGCAUCUAUCUGAUUGUCGCCUCUCGGGUUCAGUUUCUCUAGCCUCAGUAGUUAAUUUUACUAUGCUUUCUGUUAUAUCCAUGAGGUGGAACUACCUUGAUUCAACAAUUUUGGAAUUGCUUGUAAAUAUCAGCAGCCUUACAUUCAUUGAUCUAAGCUACAACAGCUUAAACAGUAUUCCUCUUGGUCUCAAUCAGCUACCUAAUCUGCAAUACUUGAACCUGUAUGGCAAUGGAAAUCUUACUGGCAAUUGCUCUCAACAAUUGAGGGAAGGUUGGAAAAAGAUAGAGGUCCUCAUUUUGGCUUCAAAUAACUUUCAUGGUAGCAUUCCUGACUCCAUUGGAAGCUUCUGCAACCUAAAAUAUUUGGACUUAGGCCAUAAUAACUUGACAGGAAGUUUACCUCAAUUUCUGGAAGGAAUGGAAAACUGCAGCUGUAAAAGUUAUUUGCCUUACUUGACUAAUUUGAUCCUGCCCAACAAUCAAUUAGUUGGCAAAUUAGCAGAAUGGUUGGGACUGCUUGAAAAUCUCGUGGAACUAGACCUGUCAUAUAACAAGUUUGAAGGCCUUAUCCCUGCUUCUUUAGGGGCAUUGUCAAAUCUUGAGAGCCUCAAACUAAACAAUAACAGCCUUCAAGGUCCCAUCCCUGCAACUUUAGGGUCAUUGCAACACUUGACAGAUAUGUGGCUUGGAACUAACCAACUGAAUGGGACUCUCCCAGAUAGUUUUGGACAGCUUUCUGAAUUACUUUACCUGGAAGUUUCUUUCAAUAGUUUGACAGGGAUUCUCUCUGCAGAGCAUUUCUCAAAGCUAAGUAAGUUGAAACACCUGUACAUGCAGUCCAAUUCAGGUUUUAAUUUGAAUGUAAAUUCCAGUUGGGUCCCCCCUUUCCAGAUCCGGGACCUUGCUUUUGGUUCAUGCAGUUUAGGUCCUUCUUUUCCAGCCCGGCUUCAGUCCCAAAAGGAGCUUGUGUCUCUUGAUUUCUCAAACACUAGCAUUUCAAGUCCCAUACCAAACUGGUUUUGGAAUCUUUCUUCUAAUUUAGAUUUCUUAAAUCUUUCUCUCAAUCACUUGCAUGGCCAGUUACCAAAUCCAUUAAAUGUUUCUCAAUAUGCAUUGAUUGAUUUCAGCUCCAACCUCUUUGAAGGACCUAUUCCUCUUCCAACCAAAACUAUUGAAUCACUAUAUUUCUCCAACAAUAAUUUUUCGGGUCCCAUCCCACCGAGCAUAGGUGAAUCCAUUGCAAGCUCGAGGGUCCUUUCUCUUUCGGGUAAUCAAAUAACAGGAGUCAUCCCAGCUUCUAUAGGAGAUAUAAGGGGUCUUGAUAUCAUUGAUCUUUCAUGGAAUAGUUUGACAGGAAGCAUUCCCUUAACCAUUAUCAAUUGCUCUUCCUUAAGAGUUCUAGACCUCGGAAACAAUGGUAGCAUUCCACCUACAUUGGGUGGCCUCAAAGCAAUGGCUCAAGAGAAAAAUAUAAACCAAUUUGUGUUAUAUGGGAGCUUUCAAGGCAGACGGUAUGGAGGGCAAUAUUAUGAAGAAAGCUUGGUUGUGAACAUGCAAGGACAACGUCUAGAAUAUACCAGAACUCUUUCCCUUGUUACCAGUAUAGACCUGUCUGGCAAUAAUUUAAGUGGAGAGUUUCCAGAGGCAAUAACAGAAUUAUUUGGUUUGGUGGCUCUCAACCUGUCACGGAACCACAUUACUGGCCAAAUUCCUGAAAGCAUUUCAAGGUUGAAGGAAUUGUUAUCUCUUGAUCUAUCAAGCAAUAAGCUCUUCAGCACAAUUCCUUCUAGCAUGGCUUCAUUAUCUUUUUUGGGUUCUUUGAAUCUAUCAAACAACAACUUCUCUGGUGAGAUUCCUUUUACAGGACAGAUGACAACUUUUGAUGACUUUGCCUUUGAUGGAAACCCAGGUCUCUGCGGAGCUCCUCUUGUUGAAAAAUGCCAAGACAAGGAUUCUGAUAAAGAGCACAGCACUGGUACCGAUGAAAAUGACAAUCAUUUCAUUGAUCGGUGGUUUUAUUUGAGCGUCGGAUUAGGGUUUGCAGCAGGUAUUUUGGUUCCUUAUUUUGUUUUAGUAAGCAGGAAAUCUUGGUGUGAUGCUUACUGGAAUAUUGUGGAUGAAAUCAUUGAUAAGACAUUCUGGUUGAGAAGAAGAAGAAGAAGAGCAGCAACCUAUACCAGAAGUCAUGGAAGACCACAAUAA
Messenger RNA from Vitis vinifera (wine grape), 3105 nucleotides. RefSeq names its product receptor-like protein EIX2. Bases 241 to 3105 code for a protein of 954 amino acids. NCBI's taxonomy places the organism in Eukaryota, Viridiplantae, Streptophyta, Magnoliopsida, Vitales, Vitaceae. The record is from RefSeq and is a predicted model, not a curated record. Gene Ontology annotation, molecular function: protein binding. The transcript is spliced from 2 exons.